Molecule: messenger RNA, 1440 nt
Organism: Lotus japonicus
Lineage: Eukaryota; Viridiplantae; Streptophyta; Magnoliopsida; Fabales; Fabaceae
Exons: 1
Coding region: 1-1440 (479 amino acids)
Molecular function (GO): nucleic acid binding; RNA-DNA hybrid ribonuclease activity
Source: RefSeq, a predicted model, not a curated record
AUGUUAGACCAGAAAAAAUUAUCUACACCUUUGGCAGAUGUGCGUGCAAUAUGGAGUGAAAGUGGUUUGGUUGGGAGUGUUUUCAGGGAUGGUUUGGCUUGUCAGGUGGGACAGGGGGCUGGUGUAUUAUUUUGGAUAGAUCAUUGGACAGGUCCGGGACCUUUCAGGCUCAUCUUCCCUCGUGUAUUUGCACCAGCUUCGCAUAAGAGAGCCACAGUUCUAGAAUGCGGAACGACGGCAGGCCAUAAAUGGGUAUGGAAUAUAUCUUUUGUGCGGGACUUUCUGGGUUGGGAAAGAGAACAACAUAACGACUUCCAGGCUGUUCUACAGCAAUUGGUUCCUAAGCAAGGGGUAAAUGUAGAUUCAGAUUGCAUUGUAUGGAAACAUGAUAAUAUGGGUUUCUUUACUGUGAAGUCCCUUUGUGCAGUUGUUGAGGCACGCUGGUUCACAGAGGAGGGUUGGAUGGUUCCAAAUUUAUUAAGGCCUAUUUUACCGUCAAAAAUUGCUUUAUUUAUGUGGCAGGUGCAGAAAAACAGAAUGGCUACAAAGGAGAACUUGGCGCGUCGAGGAGUGGCUUUGGAGGAAGGAGUGGCAUGCGUGUUCUGUUCAUCACAAGCUGAAUCCGUGACCCAUCUUUUCUUGCAUUGUCCGAAGGUAUGGAUCUUAUGGGUAGCUGUAUUGUAUAGAGAGGGUGUCUGGUGGACGAUACCUGGUUCUUUUCAGGUGUGCUUGGCAGAAUGGGGUUCACUACGUCAAAGUACUUCAAGAAUCCUCUGGGAUUUGAUCCCAUAUGCGAUAUGCUGGGUGGUGUGGCGGGCUCGUAAUGAUGUUAUUUUUAAUGACAAAGUGUAUAUUGCAGAAGAAGCGUGGGAAUCUCACCUGUUUAUGUUAUUCUCUUGGAUAAAGGCAUGGUGGAAGGAGUGUCCUUACGGGGCCGAUCAGUUUGCUAGAGGAUUCACAAAAAUUGAUGUUAUUGAAAAGGUUAGUGCUCGCUUGGCUGUGCCUUGGAAACCCCCGCAAGGCCUUACCUUAAAAUUUAAUGUGGACGGGUCUUUUCAAGCUGGUUGUGGUGGGGUCGGUGGGAUCUUGAGGAAUAGUGCGGGGAUUGUGGUUGGAAAAUUUUCUAGAAAAGUAGAGGUCCAGAGAGCUGAUGAGGCGGAGGUCCUGGCCAUUUUGUAUGCGUUGCUUUUUUGCCAACAACAUUUGAUUGUUUCUGUGGAGGUGGAAAGCGAUUCCACUUUAGCAGUUGGCUGGGUCAAAGGGGAAAAAAAUAGACCAUGGAAGCUCACAAAUGAAUUGAACAUGAUAGAUUAUUUAAUGCCGCUGGUGGUGUGUAAUGGGGUAAACCACAUUUUGAGGGAAGGGAAUGCAGAGGCGGAUGAGUUGGCUAAACAAGGGUGUUUCUGUGAGGAGCCCGUCUGGUUAUUUUUUGAGGUUUAA